Messenger RNA from Girardinichthys multiradiatus, 3985 nucleotides. RefSeq lists its product as uncharacterized. Bases 302 to 3511 code for a protein of 1069 amino acids. The record is from RefSeq and is a predicted model, not a curated record. Lineage: Eukaryota; Metazoa; Chordata; Actinopteri; Cyprinodontiformes; Goodeidae. The transcript has 9 exons.
GACAGUUUUAAAUUAGGCUGGCGCUGCAACGCUUGUGUUGAUUUAAUAGAUUGUGUCAUUCUUUCUGACAACAAAGUGGUCUAAUGUUUCCGUUAUUGCCCUAAAACUAAAGAGGGUUUGUUAAAAUACUUCCUGAAACAUAAAUUAGACCUUACUUCUCCAAGACUGCCUGCUUUAAAAGUCUUGAGAAAACUUUGAAGAUGUUCUUAAGGCGUUUCUAGUAUCAGAUCCUGUUAUUUAAGAAGAAGAAGAAGAGUCCUGUUUUUAGUUUUCAUCAAAGCAAAACAAGAGUCAUUCUCUCAUGGCCAAUAACACAACAACUCAGGCUUCAUACAUCCAAGAGGAUCCACAGACAGAUGAAUGCUGUGAAAAUAUUCCACCUAGAGGUCCUAAUGUAGUUGACUCUUCAAAGCUAGAAAAUGCAGCACUGAAUGAAUCAGAGAUUUUCACCUCAGAGUUAGGAGAAUAUAAUGUGAAUGUUUUUGACGUCCAUGUCUUUUCCACUCCUGCUCCAAAGAAAAACAGUGAGGGCCAGGCAAAGACACGGUUGUCUGGUGUCCAGUCUGCUCUAAGCCCAAUCUUACAAUACCUAAAUAUUGGGAAUAGAAUUUCGUCUCCAGAGCCUUUUAAACAUCAGAAUAGUCCAAAUUUCACAGUUCCUUUUAGUUUUCCUGCUGCAAAGUGUCAAAAAUCAACGGGAGAAUCAAGGAAACUUAUUGGUGGUGAGGAUUUCUCUAUGAUCAAUGAUGAAUGCUUUCCGGAAAUGACUCUUUCUGAACUUACUGCAGAUUCAAUGAUGCAGCUGACCACGAAUGAUUCUGUCCUUCCUGAAUGCCCACCUGCAACACCUCAGCUGUAUGGUAAAAAGACACACAUCCAGACAAGUGCUGGAGAUCACAAAAAAAGCUCUCCUGAAUUGCCACCGCCGGCCACAGACCCUCGUUUCACGGCAGCUGAAUCCUUUGAGAGUGCUCUUUCAUCCCGAGAGAUUAUUGAUAAUUACUUUCAAGAAAUUACUCUCCUAGAUAUUUCACAAGACUCGGGGCUCUCUCCAGUUAGCCAAAAGUCCUCUAUGGACAUCACACCAGUUGUUGCACCUGCCGGUCAUAUGAAAGCCAGCCGAGCUGCUUCUGACCAUAGCGAGCAAAUUAUGGCAGCCACAGUCACAAAUGACGAAGUGUCCAGCACAAGUGUGGAUUCUGUCCAGUGUGCAAGGCAAAGCUUAAUCAAAGCAUCCUUAGACGUAACCCAAGAUGUUACCAUGGGUAGCACUUUGGAAAACAGCAGGUGUACAUCAGAGACGAGUGAUCAAAAAGUGGAGAAAUCUCAAAAUUCAGACAAUGGCACCCGAGUUAUAAAUGUUACUCAUGACCUAAACUCAUCUGGUGACACCUGUGCUCAGGGUGCCGGCAUCUCUUCCUCCAGCAUAGACAGGUCCAUCCCUGAGUUUUAUCCCGAACCCAGAGAAAAGCCUGAUUCUGUAGACGCUGACAUGGAUGGGCUGCAGGCCAGCUGUGACACAAAGGUAUCCAACAAGGGGUCACAACAAAGCCCAGAAUCAGAGACCGGUGGACAAAAAGUGGAGCAAUGUCAGGAUUCAGAUGAGGACGCACUCUGUUCCCAAGCUAUUAAUAUUACACGUGAAAUAAACCCCUGUAGCGACGUUUCUGCUCAGACUGCACACUUGUCUUCCUCUGACACGGACAAAUCCUUCCCUGAGUUGCAGCCUGAACCCAAAGAAAAGCCUGAUUCUGUAGAAGCAAAGACUGAAGAGCUGCCGACCAGCUGUGACACCAAGUCAACCAGCGAGGAGUCACAACAAAGCCUAAAAUCAGACGUGUCUACAAACGGCACGUUUACUGUCGAGCAGCCCUCUGUUGCGAGUGUUCCCUCUGACAUUAACAUCCCCGGCCCAGUUUCCUGCCAUAAUAAUGAGACUCUGGAUCUUCCAACAGCUAAUGAAAGCAACCCAAAAGAUGUAGGAGAGAGCAGCGAUCAGCAAAGUUCUGUCAUAAAUCAAAGCUGCUCAGGUGAAAAGGAAAGGACAUGCUCCAAAGGGCAGAAUGCCACUUUUGACAAGGAUCCUCUUCAACAAUCCAAAACCCAAAUCGGUUCCUUUGAGAGAACUCCUGCUUCCCUUGGUCAUGGGAACGAUACGUUUGAUUGUAAACCUGCCUCACAGCAAAACAGCACAAUAACUUUGUCAGAAAUGAUCUUAAGUGACAGUCACCAAAGCACCUUGGGUAAUGCCUCUGCUCCCACAGCAUCAAAUUCAACCACUACACUUAAAGAGGACUGUUCUAAAGACCACUCAUCAAAGGUCCAAAAAAAUGAGAGUGCAGAGCCAGAUGCAAAGAAGGAUGGAAGCCCAAACAGGACAUUUGAAGGCAAUCCUGCUGUAGAGCCAGCUAAUGGAAGCGGUGGAUGUGAAAGCAAAGAUCUUUUACAAGCAGGACUGCCUGUGACUGACAGCCUUUCUGACCUCUCCAACCAUCAAAGCUCCGAUACAAUAACCAUCAAAGCUCGCUCAUUUGAUUUAGAUGAGACUUUAGAUUUAAGAGCCGAGUGCUUGACCACGUCUACGCCCAUGCCAAGCGGUAAAGUCUUCAACUUUGAAAACAAGCAAGAGGCGGGCAAAGUCCUGACGGUGCAGAAAAAACUGUAUGGAGAACCUCCUAAUAGGCCAUCUCACACAAUGCCAUCAAACAUCAUCUGUGAUCGUAAAACUUUCUUCAAGCAGUCUGCUGCUAAAUACAUUUACCUUCCUUCUAAAACCGCCGCCUCCCAUCUGCUGAAGGGCAAUCCAGCAGCAGUGGCGACGGGCCUGCCUGUGAGAAGUCACAGAACCGAAGGAGAACCAGUGAGAAGUGCUGCUGCUUCAGAGGAGCAACAGGCGAAAGCCUCAACAUCAAGCUGUUACAAUCUGCGAUCUUUAGCCUCCAAGCUGCCCAUCUCUGGCUUGCAGAGACCUCAGCCGAGUGGUCUUCCUGUUGGCCUCCCCGGAGCUUCACUGGGUCUAAGACCACGGAUCAAUACAGCUGCCUCUUCAAGUACGGAAAAACUCAGCGGAGCUACAGCUCCCAGCGCCGUCACAAAGCAUGCUCAAGGAAAAAAGCAUCCUCUAACUAAGGGAGAAGCUUUGCCUGUGUCGAAGAGGAAGAGGACUGAUACACUUCCAUCCAGCAACACUGAAGCUCCAGCAUCUGCCUGUGAUUCUGCAACCGGGGUCAAAAUGUCCAAACAGCCAAUAACCAGCCAAAGAGCUGCACCUGAUAGAACCUCCAAAACUGUGCCAGCAAGCACGGCUAAAACCGUAACAUCUUGUGACGCGAGCAGCAGAGGGAGAAGCCUGAGACCUCCUGGAGCAAACCAGAGAGCUCAUCUAGCUAAACCCCAAAUCCACGGUUGCGCCAAAUGUAGUGUGCUUGGGGAGAAAAUCAGACUGCAAUCAGAAGAAAUACAGAGGCUGAAGGAAGAGCUUCUUAAGUAUAAAACUCCAGUGGACUGCUGAAGACUCCCAUAAUUUUAAGAUACUAAAUGUUGUGUAAAUACUUAAAGAACAAAUUACGGAGAGUGUUAUAAUUUUACUUUAAAAAACCUACAGUAAAGAUAUUUUAUUUUUGGAACAUGAGUGUAAUGCAGGUUUACUCCAUAGCAUGUUUGUCUUUAACGGCACAUCUGUGCUGAAUGUUUUCAGCUUUUCAGUGUAGCAUGGACUCUCGUCUACAGGUAAAACAGCUGAAAUGCAUGACAAGAUUAAAGUUUCAUGAUUAACUGAAGGACACAAUGCUUUUUGGCUUUUAAUCUGUUUGCUUUUAAAGGACUGCCAACAUUUGAACUUUUCUUGUAAGUGUAGUGUGUCAAUCAGCAACUUUGACCUUUCAAACUGGGUAUUUAUCUGUAAUAUUGUGCUGUUAAUCUUUAUAUGUUUUGAAAACUCAAAAUAAAAUCUUCCAUGGAGCUGCAUGUAUUGCCAACACUGAAA